ACGUCGCGAGAGAGAGAGGGGCGUGGCUCGGCAGGCGGAAGUCAGGCAGCUGGCUUUCUCUGGACGGCGAUGACCAUCCACAACCUGUACAUAUUUGACCGGAAUGGGAUCUGCCUUCACUACAGCGAGUGGAACCGGAGGAAGCAGGCCGGGAUCUCUAAAGAUGAGGAAUUCAAGCUGAUGUAUGGGAUGCUCUUCUCCAUUCGCUCCUUCAUCAGUAAAAUGAGCCCCGUGGAUAUGAAAGAUGGCUUCCUUUCCUUCCAAACUAGCAAGUAUAAGCUUCACUACUAUGAGACACCGAGUGGUCUGAAGAUGGUGAUGAACACAGAUCUGAGCGUGGGGAACAUACGGGAAGUCCUUCAUCAGAUAUACAGCACGAUUUUUGUGGAAUAUGUGGUGAAGAAUUCUCUCUGUUCCCUCAAUGAGCCCAUUCAAAGUGAACUUUUCAAAAGCAAACUGGACAGCUUUAUCCGGAGUCUCCCCUACUUCUCGGCCAGGGCUGGCUAAAACCUGCCCAGCAGGACAUGUUGCACUAACCUUGAGCAUCUCUCCAAGCCUCUACAAGGCUUUUGUGCAUCCAGCUUCAACGGUAGAAGACUUCUGCUCAAUAACUGAGAGCUCUACAGCACACUGCCAGCUUUCUCGGGAUUCCCUGACACCAUAGACUAUCGUUGUCUUUACACGUAUGACUGAUACACGUAUGCGGUUGAUCUUCAUGCUUCUCGAAUGAAGAAGAGCAUUCACCGAGCGCAAGAGAGCGCAAGAGUUGUCGAUAGAAGAGGUGCAGUGAUUCAUAAU
Molecule: messenger RNA, 798 nt
Organism: Bufo gargarizans (Asiatic toad)
Lineage: Eukaryota; Metazoa; Chordata; Amphibia; Anura; Bufonidae
Gene: TRAPPC1
Product: trafficking protein particle complex subunit 1
Exons: 5
Coding region: 70-507 (145 amino acids)
Biological process (GO): endoplasmic reticulum to Golgi vesicle-mediated transport
Cellular component (GO): TRAPP complex
Source: RefSeq, a predicted model, not a curated record